GUGUGAGACGGAAGUGUUAUCGAGCGUCGUUGAUUGACGGCGUAAUUUCUUUCUUUACACGCGGGUAAGAUGGUUCGGUAUGUCGAUCACCAAGAUUGAUUAAACACGAAAUUAUAGGAAAUGUGAUAGGAUUUCGGUUAACUAGUAUCGGUUGGAAAGUUAUGUAGGAGAAUUUGUUGUGUUUAGUGAGUUGUACUGAAAUACUAAACAGAAAAUGGGUGAUUGCAAUUUAACUUUAACGUACAGUUGUCCGAAAACUUGCAAAUAUUCCUAUUCAUCCUGGUGCCCUACCUGCGAGAUACAUUCACCCAGAAGGAGGUCUAGAAGUGAAACCAAUGAACCUAGGAUAGAGUGCCGAAAAAAAUGUAAGGAUAUGAAAACCUUUACGCCAAGAAAAUAUCACAGAAGCAGAGAGUAUGAAAAUAUGGAGUUGGAAUAUGAUGUGAAAGAUGGAUGGAGUCAAACAAAAGAUAACUGGUGUGAGAGCAAAGAUAAUAGAGUGGAAUGCUGUAGGAUAAGAUCAAACUUGUGUGAACUGCCUACAUCUUAUAUAUCUAACAAUUGCCAAAGUAUGACAACAAAACUGUCUAGUGACACAAGUGACUAUGUUGUCAAGUCCAAGCCAUUAUUUAAUGAUAUAAAUCAAUUAAGCAGUGUUCAAAAGGAAUAUAAACCUAUUGUGAUGGAUAACAAGCUCAGUCCUAAUAAAAUUGACGUUUUAAGGCCUCAUUACAGACUGGAUCAGAGAUUAAGCUCGCCAAGGCAUUCGGCGUUACCUAAAACUAGGACUUCCCCCUUCCACAUUAAAAAUGAACUGUUUAGGGACAAUCAAAAUUGUGAUGAUUAUAAGAAUUGUAGGGAAUAUUGUACAUUAGUAGAUUUGAAACACCACAACAUACAAGAUCGAAGUAUGUGUUAUGAUACCUCAACAUAUUUUAAUACGGGAGAACUAGACUCUUUCAAUUUACAUGACAAGUAUAACACUGAAAUGAACCGCCUGAAGGAAAAUCUAGUAACGUUAAAAAAUUCUUCUCCCAGUAUAGAAAAAUCUCCCAGUGAUUGUAAUAGAUUUAUUCAACAGAUGCUUGAAAAGUACAGCGACAUUCCCGAGCCACUGGUCGCAAAACCAUAUGAACUAAAAGUGAAAAAACCUAAGGAAAAGCAAAUGCUUUCACCCACUGCCAAACAACGUUCCCGGAUCUCAUUGAAAACCAGACCUGCAGGUGCCAAAUUCAGCAAUGUCAAGUUGAGAAGGAACAGGCCCAAAGUAUCUUCCACACCGUGCCUCACACAAGCCAACACUGAAAGCGAGGGCUACCGUUCAGAGGACGACAAUGAACCGGAGGCGGACCUGGACGAAGCGGACGGCGGCAGCGAAGUUUCCAACGCCGAAAGUGUCGAAGACAAAAAGGACGAAUCGGAGGAGACCGAAAUCAGUCUGAACGAGACCGGUUCCGGCGACGCGUGCCGCGAGUGGCCAGUAAGACAGAGCCUGUUCCCGUACAUUCCGCCUUACAUUAGUUUUUCCGCACACAGUGCCGAACAUCCGACCAAAUUUCCAUUGGGCGGUCGCUUUUUCAAAUGGAAGCUCACUACAAUCACGCCCAUAUUAGUUAGGCAAACGUUAACCAAUUCGGGUUUUGCUUUGGUCAAAAGUGAGUUCAGUCGAGAGUCGAAUCAAUGGCUCGGCACGUGGGGCAAACACAUGAAAUCUCCGAUGUUCAGAACCCUGAAAGAAACCCAGAAAAUCAACCACUUCCCGGGUACCUUCCAGUUAGGUAGAAAAGAUAGGUUGUGGCGUAACUUUCAAAGACUGAUCAACAAGUUUGGACAUAAAGAAUUCGGAUUUAUUCCACACACAUACGUUCUACCUCAAGAGUUGCAACUACUCAAACAAAAUUGGGAGUACAAAAAUGGAAGCGGCGGUGAAAUGUGGAUUAUUAAACCGCCCGCUUCGGCACGCGGUGUCGGCAUAAAAGUGAUCAACAAAUGGUCGCAAUUACCAAAGAAAACGUCGCUGGUAGUCCAAAAGUAUAUCGCUAAACCAUACCUUAUAAACGGGAGCAAAUUCGACCUAAGAUUAUACGUUCUGGUCACCAGUUUCCAUCCACUAAGAAUAUAUUUAUAUCCUGACGGUUUAGCCCGGUUCGCAAGUGCCAAAUACAGCGAAGAGUCGAAAGAUUUGAAAGAUCGCUACAGGCAUUUAACAAAUUAUAGUAUAAACAAAUUGUCCGAUCAGUAUACUGCUAACGAAGACGCUAACUCAUGUCAAGGCCAUAAAUGGACCAUCUCCAAACUGAUGGAAUACCUACAGGAACGAGGUGUAAACAGCAGCCUCCUGUGGAAGAAUCUACAACAGUUGGUGAUAAAAACGAUGAUCUCCGCUGAAGCACCGAUCACACAGCUCUGCGAGGAGCACAUGAACAGCUUGUAUAACUGUUACGAAUUGUUCGGGGUCGACGUUUUGUUGGAUGAGGAUUUGAAGCCUUGGUUGCUAGAGGUAAACAUCUCUCCGAGUCUGCACAGUGCCUCACCGUUAGACGCACAUGUAAAGGGACCACUUGUGCAAACAUUGUUUGACAUGGCUCAAUUUCAUCUACCUAGUAGAAUCACAAAGGAAAGUCAGGAAACGCCGGGUGGUUUUGUUGGUAAAAUUUACACGACUGGUCUAAUGAAGACCGAGCGUCUGAAGCACAUAGAAUAUGAACAGUAUGAAUCUAGAUCGGAUUAUCUAGAGGACAUAUUGACGAAGCUGACGGGCGACGAUGUGAGACAGUUAACGAGGGCCGAGGACGAGUUCGUCGCCAAAGGAAAUUUCGAAAGAAUAUUUCCCACUGAGAACACACACAAGUAUUUACAGUUCAUGGAACCGCGAUACUACAACAGACUAUUCGAUGCCUGGGAAACGAAAUACAGCGCCAACCGAAAAGAAGGCAUCAAACUAUUGAAGAGCUUGUGCGAGAAAAAGGUCCAUCUGAAAGCGGCGCCGUCAUCGCGCUUAAAAAAGAACUUGCCGAGUACGAUCCCUGGCGAUGUGAAGGUUCAGCAGUCCAAGGAGGUACAGAAUCGUCCUCUGGAGGAGAUACUGAGGACAGCCUCAAUAACAAAUGACGUUACAAUUGUGUGUGCCAACUGAUGUUGCGUUAAUAAGGUGGAAUUAACACAAACAUGUCUGAAAGAACACCAGCAUUUCUAAACUGCCAUCAGUAAUUCAUUUAAUUUUUUUAAAAUUUAUGUUCAAACAAUAGUGUAUCAUGAAAUUGUAUUAUACUAGGUAUAUUUUUAAAUUAAUGUGUAGAGUCCCUUCAUUUCUAUUUAUGAUAUACUUUGUUAUUUAUUAAUAUUCUCAUUGAAUAAAAUCAUAAUUUAAAUUAUAAA
This is a messenger RNA of Aethina tumida (small hive beetle), 3378 nucleotides long. Its product is annotated as tubulin monoglutamylase TTLL4. Gene Ontology annotation, biological process: microtubule cytoskeleton organization; protein polyglutamylation. Bases 215 to 3136 code for a protein of 973 amino acids. The record is from RefSeq and is a predicted model, not a curated record. Gene Ontology annotation, molecular function: tubulin binding; tubulin-glutamic acid ligase activity. Lineage: Eukaryota; Metazoa; Arthropoda; Insecta; Coleoptera; Nitidulidae. The transcript is spliced from 14 exons. Gene Ontology annotation, cellular component: cilium.